This is a messenger RNA of Acytostelium subglobosum LB1, 1401 nucleotides long. RefSeq lists its product as hypothetical. Bases 1 to 1401 code for a protein of 466 amino acids. Lineage: Eukaryota; Evosea; Eumycetozoa; Acytosteliales; Acytosteliaceae. The transcript is spliced from 6 exons. Gene Ontology annotation, molecular function: protein binding; metal ion binding. The record is from RefSeq and is a predicted model, not a curated record.
AUGUUGACUACACCAUCAUCAGGUUCAAAUAACCCAUCACCGGCAUUGACACCGGUGGCAACCAACCCACCGGGUUCACCUGCGAUGUUCAGUGACAAGAAGUUCUGGAGACCAUUAUGGAUACCUGAUGAUCAAGAGGAUAGAUGUCUAAACUGUAGCAAUCAAUUCAAUACUCUAUUGAGAAGGCAUCAUUGUAGACAAUGUGGUAACAUAUUUUGUAACAACUGUAGCAGUAAGAGACAAUCAUUACCACAGCUGCACUAUGAUAAACCUGUUAGGAUAUGUAAUCGAUGCUCGGAUUUGGCCAACUUCUCAAAGCUGGCCACAUCUGAUGAUGUUGCCCAACGUGUGGAGGCCUCAAAGGGCUUUUGUAAUCUGACGUUGGAUGCACUGGGCCGCAAACUAAUAGUCAACAGCUUCUUAGGAGUGAUGUUCUCGCUGCUGGACAACAGACUGGACACGUCCGUCUACCGACAUGUGACACGUGCCGUCGCCAACCUGGCCGAGAACGAGAUCAAUCGCACCUAUAUCAUCGAGUCGGAGCUGUUUGACGCUCUGGUUCACUAUCUAUUGACACCGCACGACGAUGACAAUGAGACACGAUUGAACGUCUGCAUCUGUUUCGAGUACUUGGCAUGCGAGGAGAACAUAUUGGUCAAGACACAGUUGGCUGAGCAGUGUUUGCCCAUUCUCAUGGAGCUGUCUCGAUCAUACAAUGGUCAGCUGAAACAUUCAUCAUCGAUCAUCCUGCUUAAUCUCACCAAGAACCCUAUCACACGCGAUCAAGUUGUCAAAGCUGGCGUCACUCAGUCCUUCAUUGCCAUGGCACUCUGCGAUGAGGUCUCCCUGCAGGCAGCUGCCACGCAGGCCAUCUCAAUUCUAUCUCUUAACCCCAAGAAUCAAAGGAAGAUCGUGGAAGGCGGUGCUCUGCCACCUCUGAUCCUUAUGAUCAACUCUCCAGUCGAAAAGAUCAUACUAUAUACAGUGGCCUCGCUGGCAAGUCUAUCAGAGAAUUCUGAUAAUCAACUGGCGAUUGGACAGGUUGGAGGUGUCAAACCAAUGAUCAAUAUAUUACAUUACUCCAACGACGACAAGAUACCAUUACAUGCUGCUACUACACUGUACCACCUUUCAUUAUGUCCCUCCAACCAUGCACUACUGAUGCAACAGGACCUGUUUGAUAUAUUAUCCAAAGUCAUCAUUGUUAAUUAUGCCAACACAUCCAGCGAACUCUUAUUCCUCUCCAUCAAGAUAUUGAGCAACUUGUCAAAUGUCAAAGAAGGGAAACAGGUCAUAAGGAAGAACCAGGCACUGAUGAAUGUACUUAGGAUAAUGGUACAUACUACCAACAAGCUGCAACCAUUCUCAUUGAUCAUCUUUAACAACUGCGAAUCCAAUUGA